This is a messenger RNA of Antrostomus carolinensis (chuck-will's-widow), 850 nucleotides long. RefSeq names its product complement decay-accelerating factor. Lineage: Eukaryota; Metazoa; Chordata; Aves; Caprimulgiformes; Caprimulgidae. The annotation marks the transcript as partial. The transcript has 7 exons. The record is from RefSeq and is a predicted model, not a curated record.
AUGCCUGUGGUUCAUGGUGACUGUGGGCCCCCACCUCGCAUGACCUAUUCCAGACCAUCCAGUGAUGAGCACACCAGCAGCUUCCCCAUUGGAUCCAGGGUGACGUACACGUGCAUCGAAGGUGCCAUCAAAAUCCCCUGGAGGUCGGACACGACGAAGUGCCUGCCCGGCGCGCGCUGGUCAAAACUGCCCGAGCCCUGUGGCCGGAGCUGCGGUGCCCCGACGAGGUUGCGGUUUGCUGCCCUGUCCAAGGCGGAUGAGAUGAUUAAUUUCUUUCCUGUUGGGAGCAACGUGAGCUACAUCUGCCGCCCUGGCUAUGAGAACAUCUCAGAUAGUUCUCCCACCAGCACUUGCCUUGAAAACCUGGAGUGGUCGGAAGCUGCUGAGCUGUGCAGAAGGAGAUCCUGCGGCGAGCCGGGAGCGGUGCCCGGGGGCAGGACGGUUGUUCUCACAGACCUGCUGUUCGGUGCCAGAGUGACCGUGUUCUGCGAGGAGGGGUACAAACUAAAUGGGAGUAGUUUCAUCCACUGUCAGCUUAAAGGAAACAAUGUUGAAUGGAGUAAACUUCCAACUUGUGAAUUAAUUACCUGCUCUUCACCUCCUCAAAUUACCAAUGGCAAGCAUGAUGGCGAAGGUGUAGAGAUAUUUGUGUAUAACUCAAUGGUGACUUACAGCUGUGACUCCAGCUUCCAGCUCCUUGGAAACGUGAGCAUCCGUUGUACGAAUUCCCGUGGAAAUGGCAUCCAGCAGUCUAAGAAAGCUUUCACAUGGGAAAUGAAGCUCAGCCUUUAUAAAAAGUCACUCCAAAAUACCAUCUCCUUCUCCCGUUCUUCUUUCCCCAGGACACCAG